AGUCAGUUGGGCGAAAUUGAACAGCAGUAUUGAGCUGGGUGUGCAUCGAGCAACACUCUACAUCGAAUCAGAACGAAGAAUUGUGGACUUUUGAGUGUGAGAAGAUCAACGAAAGCUGUGAAGACUGGUGUGCUGGUGGCAGUUGUUUUUACGUAACGAUUGUUAAACGACGAAAAUUGGGUGUUUCGUUUGCAAAGAAUCAAUAUGAAUCUCAUAACCACCGCCGCACUGGUGGUGCUGAUGGCCGUGACGGCCACCAAUGCCGACGAAUGGAACUGGCUGAACAACGGUGAGACCUUUAUGGAUGACCUGAUCCGUGAGAAACGACAAGAUGGUAGCCAAAACGUAACAGAAGUUGCUGAUGACGACAUCAUCAACUACAUCCUGGACAGCGGACGCCAAGGUCGAAGUUUGGAAGGCUUCGAUGAAAUCUACACCGACCCCACCAUCAUGCAAGCCAUCCAAAAUUCCGAUGACGCUGAAGCUCGCAACAUCAUCAAGGAAAAGCUAUGCGCCCUCGGACUUAUGCAGUGCGACGGCGAACUUGUCGAUGGUCGACGUCCAUACCUUAACCCACAGAACCUUAUCUACGCCCAACCCGUGGCCCUGAAACCUGUUGGUCGUCCAAUCGCUACAAUCCCUGUCCGUGGACCACCUGGCCCACCUCAGCAAGGCCCACAAUACAUUCAAAAACCUCCUCCACAAAAACCUCACCAAGGCCCUUAUGGACCACCUCAACCCAUGCCCCUCCCACCACCUAACCGUCCUCAGCAAAAAGUUGGAUUUUCCUCUCAAUCGUCCUACGGUGGUCCCAACUCCUUCCAAGGUAGUUCCUCCUUCAACGGUCUUUAUUCCAGUCAAUCCAAUUCCUUUUCAUCCUACCCUCCAAAACCUCUAGGUCCAAUCUACGAAGGCAGUGACAUCCCAUACGAAUUCGAAAACCCCAACAAACCACCAGGUGUCAUUAUUGGCGAUGGUCCAACCGUAUUGAAGACUCCGCCAGUUGAACAGCACAUCCAUCAUCACUACCAUCACAUCGAAGGCGGAAAAGGUGACAAAACCAUUGUCGUCAACAAUCCCAUCCCACUGUCUCCAGAAAUCAUCACUGGGUCCGCUGUCGGUGGUAGUUCUUCGUCCAGCAAUAGCUUGUACUCGUCUGGUGUUUACGGAAACUCUGGAAGCACUAGCUUAGGUGGAUUCAGUCCCGCUGGUGGCAAGGACUUCGAUUACCAAGACCUGAAAGGAUCUAGCAACAGCAACAACUACGGACAGUUCGGAAACUACGCUUCGCAAUCCAAACCUGUAAGCGGUGCCUCAAACAAUUACUAUAACCAAGGACCUGCCACAUUCGGUAGCUCGAGUAAUACCGUCUACGGAUCGUACGCUGUUGAUAACGCUGGAAGUGGUAGUAGCAGCAACAGUAACUACAAUGGAUUGAGCAGCGGUAACUACCAGUCUAGUCAGAGCCAGGGAGGAUUCCACUCAUCCAUCCCCAAUCUAUACAAAAAAGAACUGAACGUCAAAGGACCUGCCAAUGGGUUGAACAGCUACAGCAGUGAUUACAGCAAGUACAGCCAACAGUACAAUGGACAGUACAGUAACAACAAUAACAAUAAUAAUGGCCAGUUCAAUCAAAAUCAAUACUCGAUCAACAAUGGACAGUACAACGGCCAGAACGCUCAAUACAACGGCCAAAACGGAUUCAGCAAUCGCAACGAAGAUUGUGUCUGUGUCCCAUACGAUCAAUGCCCAGCACAGGAUAUCGUUGGCCGCCGUGAUGAUUUGAUCCUACCUCUGGAUCCCCGUAAUCUAAAGACUGACAUCCAAGCCGACACCGAACAGGUUGUAAUCACCGACGCUAAGGGAGUGAUGACCAUCGUUCAGGCUCCGAAGAACAUAACCGCCCAGGCCCGAUCUGCCAACGUUACCGAACCGGCCAAAAAGAUUACUAAGCGUGAAGCUGCCGCUACAGCGAAGUCGGAUAAGAGUGAUGACAAGGCUAACAUCGAGCCACGUUUGUUGGGAGGUGGCCACGGUGGUGAAGGAGGAGGUGGAAAGAAAGUUGUUCCUACCUUUGGGGUGUCCUUUGGUCUACCGUAUCCUUCGUACCCGUUGAACCCUUACGGGCCGAAUCCCGCCGGGAAUCCCUACUUUGGUUCCAUUGGUGCUAAUGGUCUUAACCUUGGGUUGGUCAACGUUAAUCCUCUGUUUUCCUUCCAAGUCACGAAGGAUGAGUACGGCGAUAAGGUCGUGAAACCACUCGUCAACCUCCACGUGACACCCACUGAAAAUAUUGUUCAUAAAGUGGGCCACUUGUUGUCUGCUAAAAAGCAAAACAUCUUGCACGUUUUCAAUCAGCACGAUCACGUACACAACCACUAUGGUUACCCUCCACCACCGCCUGUCUACCGCCCUCCCCAUGGACCACCAUUCGUUCAUGGUUCACCGCCAGCCUUUGGACCAACUGGUCCAGAACUUAUUUUCACAAAACCCCCGGGACCCGUCUUCAACGGUCCCGGACCUAUCUAUAACGGUCCAGGACAUCUAUAUCCUCGUCCUGGUCCAGGACCAGCCUAUCCUGGCCCUAUCAUAAACCGACCUCCCGGCCCUCCGUUCAUCCCAAGUGGUCCUUCACAACCCCCAUUCUAUGGACCAAGACCUCCCUUCUACCGUGACGCAGCUUCCUCCUCCGACGUAGAGCUAGACUACAAUCCCAGCGACAUCGGAAGGGCUGCCAACGUAUCCUUCCCUCAGCAGCAACCCCCGAUCGGUAACUUCCAGUACCAAUCGGUUUAUCCCCAGAACCAACCCGACUCCCUCAAUCAGAAUAGAGUACACUAUGGUAGACAGUAUCAAAACUAUCAAGAUAGUAACGUAAGACUUCCACCUACUCAGAACAUUCCAACACCAGCACCAGGACAUUCCGAAGGUAGUAACACGGUUAGCUUCCCACGUAGUCGUCGAUCCACCGACGUCCCGGCUCCGGACCAUUUGGAACCCAUCGUCAAGGAAAUUGAUUCACAGGCUGUACCUAGUGAACAGGUAGAGGUACAGGAAAAAUCUAUUUCAGCAGAGAAGCGUCAAGCAUACUUCGGAGCUCGUCCUCAACAGCAGCAGCAGCAGUGUCCAGCCCGCAGCGUUUGCUGCCGUCGUCCAGCUUACCGCCCGCCACAACAACCUACCCACGCCAACCUGGGCAAAUGUGGCGUCCGCAACGCGCAAGGCAUCAACGGUCGCAUCAAGAACCCGGUCUACGUCGACGGUGACAGCGAGUUCGGUGAAUACCCAUGGCAGGUUGCCAUCCUGAAGAAGGACCCCAAGGAAUCGGUUUACGUCUGUGGAGGUACUUUGAUCGACAAUCAGUACAUCAUCACCGCGGCCCAUUGUGUCAAAACUUACAACGGCUUCGAUCUCCGCGUUCGUCUCGGCGAAUGGGACGUAAACCAUGACGUUGAGUUCUAUCCGUACAUCGAACGGGAUGUCAUCUCCGUGCAGGUUCACCCCGAGUACUACGCUGGCACCCUGGACAACGAUCUGGCCAUUCUGAAGAUGGACCGCCCGGUGGACUUCACCGGAACUCCACAUAUCUCCCCGGCUUGUCUGCCGGACAAGUUCACCGAUUUCUCCGGACAGCGCUGCUGGACUACCGGCUGGGGUAAGGAUGCCUUCGGCGAUUACGGCAAGUACCAGAACAUCCUCAAGGAGGUGGACGUCCCGAUCGUGAACCACCACCAGUGCCAGAAUCAACUCCGCCAGACUCGCCUCGGAUAUAGCUACAAUCUGAACCCGGGCUUCAUUUGCGCCGGUGGUGAGGAGGGUAAGGAUGCCUGCAAGGGUGACGGAGGUGGCCCAUUGGUGUGCGACCGCAACGGAAGCUGGCAAGUCGUUGGUAUUGUAUCGUGGGGUAUUGGCUGCGGUAAGGCUAACGUGCCCGGAGUCUACGUGAAGGUUGCACACUACCUGGACUGGAUCAACCAGGUUCGUGGGCGAUUCUAAACCCAACGAGAAGUCAGACUUGGAAUGUGCUAGGGGAUGUAGUAUUUAUUGACGACUCAUAUUUAUUGCGUAAGAUGAGAGCAAGCGAGAACUUAACCAGUGAUACUCGAAAGGAUAUAAAAAAGACGACUGUAGAUAGAAAUACAAAACAAAAUAACCUUCAGCAACGUCGGCUGUGACGGGUGUCACGGCUUGUAACCACGUUUGCUGGAGUUAAAGUGUACGAUGCUAUGUAACAGCAUUUCUUAAAUGACCCAACUUUUUGUAUGUAGUUUCCGUAGAUUUGUAAAACUAGAAAUCUAAGCGACGAAUAAAUUAUUUUAUUUAUUCAAGUAAUAAAAAA
This is a messenger RNA of Aedes albopictus (Asian tiger mosquito), 4339 nucleotides long. RefSeq lists its product as uncharacterized. The transcript has 5 exons. The coding region runs from base 205 to 3996 and encodes 1263 amino acids. The record is from RefSeq and is a predicted model, not a curated record. Lineage: Eukaryota; Metazoa; Arthropoda; Insecta; Diptera; Culicidae. Gene Ontology annotation, molecular function: serine-type endopeptidase activity. Gene Ontology annotation, biological process: proteolysis.